Molecule: messenger RNA, 1404 nt
Organism: Entamoeba dispar SAW760
Lineage: Eukaryota; Evosea; Mastigamoebida; Endamoebidae
Exons: 2
Coding region: 1-1404 (467 amino acids)
Source: RefSeq, a predicted model, not a curated record
AUGAACGACAAUAAUUCACAUUCAAUUUUAUAUGAAAAAAGAAAAGUAGUUUCAUGUAUUAUAGCUAUUAUUAUUUGUAUUUCUGUUAUUCUUACUUUUAUUUCAGUUAUAAUUAAUCCGACAAAACAAAUAUUAAUUCCUUUAAAAUCUUUUCAACCAACAGACAAAGCUGAAAUUACAUUAAAAAUUAAUGACUUACUUCCGUUUCAUUCGUUCUUAGAUAUUUAUAUUAUUCCAAAUAUUUUAAAUAUUACAUUAGAACCUAUUCAUAUUGAUAGUUCUGUUUAUUUUCUGGAUAAUACAGUUUUUAUGGAAAAAAGAAAUGAUUUUAAUGUUAAAUGUAUUAAUGAUAUUUGUGAGAAAAUAUUAGUAGCUUCUAUAACUCCAAUUCGUGAAAAGGAUUUUAUUAUUAAAGGUAAUAUUCAAAGUAAAGAUAUAAUUAAAGAUAUUAAAAUUAUUGCUGAAUAUCAGUCUUAUCUUUGGGUUAUUAUUAUGAAUAGUGUUCAUUUAAUUUCAUUAAUAUUAAAUAGUAUUGGAAUAGUUGUCUUAUUAGUAAUUUGGAGAAAAACAUCAAUGAAAUCAUGGUAUUUUGAACAUUCAUAUUUAUUAGUUCUUCUUUUCUUUACUAUUUUAUAUGAUGCAACAUAUCCAUUUAUUUAUCUUUAUAGUGGUGUUUAUGUUCUUUGGACAUUACAAGCGUUAGAGAGUUUAUUUAUAUUUGUAUUAUUCCUUUAUUAUUUGAUUACAUUAAUUUGUAUGAGUUCUAAGAAUAGUCUAAAUAAAGGUUCUAUUUUAUUAGGAAUAGGUGUAGGAAUAGGUCAAUUUUGUUGUAUGAUUUCUUUAUUAAUGUAUAAUGGUUCAGGUAAUAUUAAAAAUUGUACAAAACUUGACCAACCUACUGAGGCAUAUGUUUUAAUUUCUGCAUUAUCAUUUACCAAUAUUCUUUAUAUCGUCUUGUGUGGAUAUCAUAGUUAUUGUAUUCUUCGUAAUAACCAUAGCUUCAAACAAUUUGCUGUCCACUUAUUAUUCAGUAUCCCUGUUGGUAUUAUUCUUGUAUUCACAACAUAUAAUUAUUAUUAUUUUUCUCUUGUUCCACCUGUCUCAUUUAAAUUAGCUACUACACUCUCUUCAGAAAUACUUCUAAUUGGACUUUAUGCUUUGAACUUUGGAACUUACUCUCUAAAUAAUGUUGAGUACAAAUUAGUGAAUUCUGAAAUUCCUAUAGAAGAUAAUGAGCCAAGUUCUCUCUCAAGAAAAUCUUUUGAUUUUUCUUCAAGGCCAUUAGUUUCUGCUACUUUACAAGAACCAAACAAAUCCCUUCAAUCAAAUUCAGUUCCAAAAAGUGAUAUUUCAAAAGAAGAAGUACAAACAGAUUUCGUUGGUAAUGAAGAGAUUAUUCUUUAA